UCGCUCCGAUUUCGUCCUCAGUUUCCACCACCUGGCCGCCAUCGCUCAAAUGAAUGGAAGAAACUACGCGCUCUUCAACGUCCCACCUCCGAUCCCUGGUUCUUGCCACUUUAUUCGCGCAUGCCGGUAUAUCUCGCUCGCUACCUCCUUCAUUUCCUUGGUUUCUUCAACCAAGCCAUUUACGAAAGAAAUCUCAGUGUCAUCGAUCGACUGCUUCCCUUAUCGAAGAAGAAUGGAUUAUUUCACUGCCGGCUUGCAUUGAAACGGCUUCAGGGGGACAGAAGCCAUGGCGGAAUCGGGCUCAUUUCGUGGGGGUGGCGUUGGGGAUUACAAAACCUUUCGCCAGACCAGUCGUGAUAGACUGUUUCAUGAAAUGCUCCAAUCCACAAAAGUGAAGGAAUCCCAAUCAACAUGGAAGGUGCUAAUACUGGAUAAAUUUACUGUGAAAAUCAUGUCCUAUUGUAUCAAGAUGUCAGAGAUCACUAACAAGGGAAUUUCAUUGGUUGAAGAGCUUUUCAAAAGAAGGGAGCCAAUGAUUUCAAUGGAUGCAAUAUAUUUUAUUCAGCCAUCAAAAGAAAAUAUAAUCAUGUUUCUGUCUGAUAUGUCAGGGAGGUGCCCUUUAUACAAAAAUGCAUACAUAUAUUUCACUUCACCUAUUCCGAAGGAGCUGGUUGCUUACAUCAUGAAUGACUCCAGUGUCAUACCCCGCAUAGGUGCAUUAAUUGAGAUGAACAUGGAGUAUUUUGCUAUAGAUAGUCAGGGCUUUGUUACCGACCAUGAGAUGGCUUUGGGAGAUCUAUAUGGAGAAAGCACUGAAAAUUCUCGCAAUUACAGCUUGUGCUUAAACACGAUGGCCACACGCAUUGCUACAGUUUUUGCUUCAAUGCGGGAACUUCCUUUUGUGCGAUAUCAAGCUGCUAAGUCAUCUUCAAAUUCAACUGAAGUUUCAGCACGAGAAUUAAUACCAAAUAAACUUGCUGCUGAAGUUUGGAACAUUAUUUCCAAGUAUAAAACAACAAUGCCGGACUUUCCACAGAAAGAGACAUGUGAUUUAUUAAUUGUAGACCGAUCAAUCGACGUGAUUGCUCCAAUCAUUCAUGAAUGGACCUAUGAUGCCAUGUGCCAUGAUUUAUUAAAUAUGGAUGGGAACAAAUAUAAUUAUGAGGUGCCAAGCAAAUCAGGGUCAACAGCUGAAAAGAAGGAGGCUCUUUUGGAGGAUCAUGAUCCAAUCUGGCUUGAGCUUCGGCAUACACACAUAGCAGAUGCUAGUGAAAGAUUGCAUGAAAAAAUGACCAGCUUCAUGUCGAAGAACAAAGCCGCGCAACUUCAAUUGAUUGCAAAAGAUGGUGGAGAGUUAUCAACUUGCGACUUGCGAAAGAUGGUUCAAGCUCUGCCACAGUACAGUGAACAGAUAGAAAUACUCUCUCUUCAUGUAGAGAUUGCAGGAAAAAUAAAUACGUUGAUUAGAGAUUUGGGACUUAUAGAAAUUGGCCAGUUAGAGCAAGGUCUUGUUUUUGGUAAUGUAGGAACAAAAGAAGUGAUUAAUUUUCUGCGGACAAAUCAGGAUGUUUCUGCAGAGAAUAAGUUGCGUUUACUGAUGAUAUAUGCGUCCGUUUAUCCAGAAAAAUUUGAAGGUGACAAAGGUGCUAAGCUGAUGCAGUAUUUAUUCAUUCUAUGGAAGCGUCAACUCUCAAUUGAAAAUUCCUUUCAGCUAGCAAAGCUGACGACUAAUGAUAUGAACGCUGUGUAUAAUUUGAAUUACUUGGGUGGUCAAGUCACCAAGAAAGCUUCAGGGGGGAAUUUUUCUCUCAGAUUUGAAACCCAGAAGUAUCCUCAGAAGAAGCUUUCAGCUAGGAAAGAGCGAGAGGGUGAGGAUGAAACAUGGCAAUUGUCACGAUUCUACCCGCUAUUAGAGGAGCUGGUUGAGAAGCUUAGCAAAGGAGAACUUCAAAAGAUUGAAUAUCCAUAUGUGAACGAACCUACUCCUACUAAGCAAGAGGGCUUGAAUUCUGGUGCACCUUCACAAAAGUGUUUGAAUCAGGCUUCUCGCUCUGCGAAAUCUAGACGAACCCCAACAUGGGCUAAACAACGUGUUUCUGAUGAUGGCAAUUCAAGGUACUCUGUAGCAAAUUCAACUCCACUAGUUUAAUAAUAUGCACUUCAUAUGCUUUUAUUUAUCGAAUAUUUGCAUCUAUCAACAUAGAU
Molecule: messenger RNA, 2205 nt
Organism: Phalaenopsis equestris
Lineage: Eukaryota; Viridiplantae; Streptophyta; Magnoliopsida; Asparagales; Orchidaceae
Product: protein transport Sec1a-like
Exons: 18
Coding region: 287-2149 (620 amino acids)
Biological process (GO): intracellular protein transport; vesicle-mediated transport
Cellular component (GO): secretory granule; plasma membrane
Molecular function (GO): syntaxin binding
Source: RefSeq, a predicted model, not a curated record